AUGUGGUACCUACUGUUCUUGGUCAUUGUAAUACUCUCCGCAUCACAAGAAUCUCUUGUUUUGUCUUCAUCACCGACGCCGAAGAGCCCACAUCGAUGCCUAAGCCACCAGAGGUCCGCCUUGGUGCAACUGCGGCAAGAUGUUCUAAAGCACUACGAUCCUUCUGUUAGAUUUGAUGAUAACUCUUCAAUGAAAGUUCAGCAAUGGAAGCUGGAAAGAGAUUGCUGUUCAUGGGAAGGUGUCACCUGCGACGUCGCUGGUUAUGUCACUGGCCUCAACCUCAAUUAUAGCAUGAUUUCCGGUCAUAUCAGUGCCAUAUUUGAUCUCCACCAUCUCCAAUAUCUUAGCCUUGCUAGCAACAACUUCCGGCUCAGACUAGAAGAACCCAACCUCCAGACAUUUUUCCAGAGCCUGAAUGCUCUCAGAGAGCUCAAAUUAGAUUAUGUAGACCUCUCAGCUCAAGGUUCUAACUGGUCUGAUGCCUUAGCUCAUGCACUUCCUAACCUUCAGGUUUUGAGUUUGUCUUUCUGUCGUCUUUCAGGACCUAUUCAUCCUUCCUUCUCACAGCUCAAAUCUCUAUCCCACAUCGGCCUUGAUGGUAAUCAUCUCUCAUCUGAGGUACCCCAUUUUUGGGCGGAUUUCUCAAAUUUGGUAACUCUCAGUCUCAGAUCUUGUGGUUUGCAUGGGAGUUUUCCUGAAAAAUUGUUCACACUGCCGAAAUUACAAACCAUUGAUCUUUCGGACAAUUCACUCCUCACCGGUCAGUUGCCAAAUUAUUCACUGAAUAAUUCUUUUCAGCAGAUGAUACUGUACAAGACAAAUUUCCAUGGGAAAUUGCCAGACUCCAUUGGUAAUCUCAAGUUCUUGACAACUUUACUCCUCUAUAAUUGUAAUUUCACUGGGUGGAGCCCAUCAUCACUUGCCAACCUGACUCAAGUUCUUGAAUUGGAUCUCAGUUACAAUAGAUUCAGUGGUCCAAUACCUCCAUUUCCUUCUAGCACUGUUCCAAAGCUUGUAGACCUUGGCUUGUUUUACAAUCUCCUACUCUUGUUUCUCUCCCUUGCUGCCAACAACUUUAAUGUCAGCAUGAAGCUUGACAUCUUCCAGAGUCUCCAGAACUUAACCAGUCUCGAUCUUUCAGACAACAAUUUGGCAAUUGAAAGUGACGACAAUGAGGGGUUUACAUUUCCCAGUCUCGAAGAAUUAAGAUUGAGCAGCUGCAACUUAACCGAAAUCCCUAAGUUCCUCUAGAAUGAAGUUGC
This is a messenger RNA of Ilex paraguariensis (yerba mate), 1262 nucleotides long. Lineage: Eukaryota; Viridiplantae; Streptophyta; Magnoliopsida; Aquifoliales; Aquifoliaceae. The record is from the annotation of a GenBank genome assembly.